Molecule: messenger RNA, 1440 nt
Organism: Effrenium voratum
Lineage: Eukaryota; Dinophyceae; Suessiales; Symbiodiniaceae
Source: the annotation of a GenBank genome assembly
AUGCGCUGGAGCAUCUCGCACGGCGCCACCGUUCCUUCCACUGACAUGGUAGCCAAGCUAUCCGGCUUGGGGUCCAGCGGCCGCCACACGCAAAACUGCGAACGCGACUUGCACCGGGUCAUGGCCAAGACGGAGCAGUACUUCUCGGCGCCUAUAUCUUAUGUGAGGGCGCGCUUUUAUGACUUUCGCACUGCAACUGAGAUUUGGCGCCCUACGCCCGUCAUCUUUCCAGAUGACCUGGCUUCGGCGAUCUGGAGUCGGGGGCCGGCAGCGUGGGAGAAGAUAAUGCUCGGCAACGAUCUCUCCGCUCCGGGCCAGUUCUGGCACCACGCAGCCAUGGCGGAUUGGUAUGCAACCCACCCAGCUGCUGCGGUGGAGGACAAAAGCAAACUCAUACCCUUCUCUCUGUAUGGCGACGAGGUGCAGGCGUAUAAGAACACAGAAGCCGGCGCGGUGAACGUGUUGGGCUGGUGCUCAGACUUGGCGUUCGGCAACCAAGCAAUGGAGCGGUACUGUCUUUGCUGCGUCUACGCCGAGCAAAUUGCAACUCGAAACACUUUCACGGACAUACUUGCUGCGCUGGCUCCUCGGAUGCGACGCAUGUUUGAGCGCGAUGACCACCCCUGGUCACCCAGCGGAUGGCGCUUCACCUACUCGUCAACGCAGGGGGAUCUCAAAUACGUAAUGGACAAGUUUGGGUUCGACACUUACCGCCAGAACCAGUUCUGCCUCAGAUGCCCGUGCGUGAAGAAAUGCAGUGACAUCGGCUACACGCUGGGUAACUUCAACGAGUCAGCAGCACACAUGCAGGUGCGCUUCAGCCAUCAGACCUUCCUGGACAGAACGGCGCCAGAGGACAGAGCCCGGCCAGCAUCAUGCAAGCGGGGUUUCUACGGAGCUUGGCCAGACCACGGAGAGUAUCAGCACCAGCUGGCUCCGCUUCUUCGCGCUGCGUACGCGCACUUUGCUGCAGCAUCCAAGAUGCUCAGCUUUUGGCUGGCCCACAGCGCGAAGCAGUUGGCUUCGCAGGCCACAGCGACAGAGCUGGAUAGGCAAGUGCACGUCUGCUUGUUCAGCUAUGCUCGGGCACUCCAGCUGAUGGAUAGCGCUGGCUUGGUCAUGCCUCGGGACACUGCGGUUGAGUUCCACCGCAUGGUGCUUCUGCAUCUGCGUGCAUACGCAGACAUGCACCGGCAGUCCCGGUUGGUGGCUGGAACAGCUGUCAACCGCUGCCUUUGGCUUCUCAUCCCGAAGCAUCACCAUUUCAUCCAUUGCGCCGAAGACGCUUUGGUGUGCCAGCUGAACCCAAGAGCCACCAAUCUGCUCUGCGCAGAAAGUUUCGUGGGCAUGGUUGGGCGAAUCUCCAGAGGCUGCCACAGAUCUUCUGUUGGCACCAGAACUUUGGAGAGGUACUUCGCCAUAAUGCAGUUCAAGGUCUGA